UAUGUUUAAAAACCAUUUGGAUGUGGUGCUCAGGGACAUGAUUUAGCGGGUUCUUAGGGUAGUACGGCCAGGUUGCAGUUGGACUUGAUGAUCUUUAAGGUCUUUUCCAACCUGAGCGAUUCUAUGAACCCAAAACAAAAGCUCACAGCACAUUAACACUGCCGAGCGGUGAGCGCUGUAGCCUAAGGGCCCCGCCGUCCCGCCCCGCGGCGCCGCAGGGGUGGUCCCGGCGCGGCCGUCCCAGCAGUCCCAGCAGCGCGAUGGCGGCCGGGCGGGACAGGGCUGUGUGCCUCCUGCGGCAGCUGCAGCGGGCGGCGUGUCGGUGCCCGACUCACAGCCACACUUAUUCCCAAGUUCCUGAACGGGCUACCCUGAGAAAUACAGACUAUGCAUUUGAGAUGGCCAUUUCAAACAUCCGAUAUGGAGAAGGAGUCACUAAAGAGAUUGGCAUGGACCUGCAGAAUCUGGGUGCUAAAAGAGUUUGUUUGAUGACAGAUAGAAACCUUUCCCAACUGCCUCCUGUAGAUGCAGUGUUGAAUUCCUUGACAAAAUCUGGUAUAAACUUUCAGAUGUAUGAUAACGUCCGGGUGGAGCCAACAGACCAGAGUUUCCUGGAUGCCGUUGAAUUUGCUAAAAAGGGGGAAUUUGAUGCCUAUGUUGCCGUUGGAGGUGGGUCUGUGAUAGACACCUGUAAGGCUGCCAACCUGUAUGCCUCCAGCCCUAUGUCAGACUUCUUGGAUUAUGUCAACGCUCCUAUAGGGAAGGGAAAGGCUGUCACUGUGUCCCUUAAGCCACUCAUUGCAGUGCCUACAACAGCUGGAACUGGAAGUGAAACCACUGGUGUUGCCAUUUUUGACUUCAAAGAGCUUAAAGUAAAAACUGGUAUUGCUUCAAGAGCCAUCAAGCCAACACUGGGCAUCAUUGAUCCUUUGCACACACUGUCUAUGCCUGAGCGAAUAGUGGCCAACAGUGGCUUUGAUGUGCUUUGCCAUGCUCUUGAAUCGUACACUGCUCUUCCAUACAAGAUGCGCAGUCCUUGCCCUUCAAAUCCAAUCAACAGACCAGCUUACCAAGGCAGCAACCCCAUCAGUGAUGUCUGGGCUCUUCAUGCUCUACGCAUUGUAGCUAAAUAUUUGAAAAGAGCCAUCAGAAACCCUGAAGAUCGUGAAGCAAGAGCCAACAUGCACCUUGCAAGUGCUUUUGCUGGUAUUGGCUUUGGCAAUGCUGGCGUUCAUCUCUGCCAUGGAAUGUCUUAUCCUAUUUCUGGUUUGGUGAAAACUUAUAAACCAAAGGAUUAUAAUGUGGAUCACUCUUUAGUGCCACAUGGCCUUUCUGUGGUGCUGACAUCCCCAGCAGUGUUUGCUUUCACAGCACAGGUACAUCCUGAGCGGCACUUGGAAGCUGCAGAGAUAUUAGGAGCUGACAUCCGCACUGCCAGAAUCAAAGAUGCGGGGUUGAUUUUGGCAGACACGCUCCGGAAAUUCCUGUUUGAUCUGAAUGUUGAUGAUGGCUUAGCUGCAAUCGGUUAUUCUAAAGCAGACAUCCCUGCAUUAGUCAAAGGCACUCUGCCUCAGGAGAGAGUGACUAAACUGUCACCACGUCCCCAAACAGAAGAAGACUUAUCUGCCCUUUUUGAGGCCUCCAUGAAGCUUUAUUAGCUUAAACACUACACUCAGAUGCGUGCUCUUUUCUAACACAAAGCAUCAGAUACGUGCAGUGAGCGCAGUACAAGACAAAUGCAAGAAUCCCAUAAUCUCUGGUGUUCCCAUUUCUGUCUGCUAGGAAGAGAGCAGCUCUUCAGUCUGUCUGUUAAAGCUGAAGGCUCUGUACAUACACCUUUUGUGCUUUUGUGUUGAUCUGCUUUUGUGUUGAUAGCAUUAACCUAGGAUCUGAAGACAGGUAGGUCCUGGAUGUUGGCAUCAGGUCUGUUAAAGGAGGUGGGUGGCUGCUGGUUGAAGACCAGAGAUAGUCAUAACAGCAGAAGAGAUUUAGUGGGCAUAGAGACUGCACUGCCAAAAUGCCUCACCCUGUUCUGGAAAGCACAUGUACUUCCCAUGUCCUCCUGAAUCUUGUCCUCUGAAAUUGUCCAGAGGAAACUCUAUCACAAAGGCUUCCUUCAUAAUAAGUGGCAAGGGAUUCAUUUUAUUGUAUUCUGUAAAGCUGCUAUAUUUGUACUGUUCUGUACUGAGAAAAUCUGGUCUUUGUCUUUGAACAUGUCUGUAUUGUGCACAUGAACAUGGCAUUUCUGUAGGAGUGGGGGGUGAAAUUGUAACUGUAAGUACCCAGUGAUGGCUGGGCAUUUGUGUGACACCUGAGUGACCAAUUCCACGUGGGACUUCCGUUAUGGCUCUGCCGAAGACCUGCAGGAUACAUCUGUUUUUGCCUUGAGAUGAUACUGGAACACAAAUAAUGAACAUUAUUGUGCUUGCUAUAAACACAAGAUUAUUUGGAAACAUUUGA
Phasianus colchicus (ring-necked pheasant) is the source of this 2460-nucleotide messenger RNA. It is a transcript of the gene ADHFE1, whose product is annotated as alcohol dehydrogenase iron containing 1. Gene Ontology annotation, molecular function: alcohol dehydrogenase (NAD+) activity; metal ion binding. NCBI's taxonomy places the organism in Eukaryota, Metazoa, Chordata, Aves, Galliformes, Phasianidae. Gene Ontology annotation, cellular component: mitochondrion. The record is from RefSeq and is a predicted model, not a curated record.